Messenger RNA from Mollisia scopiformis, 573 nucleotides. Its product is annotated as dynactin. The transcript is spliced from 3 exons. The record is from RefSeq and is a predicted model, not a curated record. Lineage: Eukaryota; Fungi; Ascomycota; Leotiomycetes; Helotiales; Mollisiaceae. The coding region runs from base 1 to 573 and encodes 190 amino acids.
AUGUCGAAAAAGUCCGUGAAAGGCGAGUACAUUGAGACCGAUACAGGAAACAAAGUCUCUCGACGUUCCCAGAUCAUCGGCACAACGAACAUCAUUCUCGGCGGAAAGACGGUGAUCCAGGCCGAAGUCAUCAUUCGUGGAGAUCUGCUGCGAACAUAUCCUACCAGUACUGCAGGCGAGAAGCAAGGGAACCCCGUUGCGGUUGCCAUUGGGAGGUACUGUUUCUUCAGUCGAGGAUGUGAGUUGAGACCGCCUGGGAAAUUGUAUAAGGGGCAAUUCUCCCACUAUCCCUUGAAGAUUACAGACCAUGUCUUCAUUGGCCCGGGCUCCAUUGUCGAAGCAGCACUCAUCGGUAGCCACGUCAACAUCGGCGCAAACUGCGUAGUCGGCAAGUUCGCUAUUAUUAAGGACUAUGUUAGGAUUCUAGAUGGGACGGUCGUACCGCCCAACAUGGUUAUACCUAGCUUUUCGAUCGUGGCUGGCCGGCCGGGGAGAGUUGUGGGUGAGAUCGCGGAGGGAGAGGUGGAUGGGAUGGACUUGAGGGAGGUUUAUAGGGCGGUGGGCAACCACUGA